UGAGUCAACCUUGAGCCGGUGAGUUUUGAACUGCUGACCUGCUGAAUGCAGUCAGCUAAAGUGGCCUGCAGUACUGCACUCUUAACUGCUGUGCCACCUCGGCUCACCUUGUGAGGUUGGACAGGGAAAGAGUUACUGGCCAACCUAACUCAAUUAAGUUUCUAAUGGUUGAGAAUAAUUUGAAUUUGCGGAUCUGUGCCCCUUAUAUGCCUCCUUCAUAGACUGGCCUUGGCUCUAGAUACAUCUAUGCACUCCAAUUACGCAAUGGUUGGAAAUGUAUCAAUAGGUCCUAUUUCAAUAUGUUGGAUGGGCAAUGUAUGUAAUUAUUUUUGUACAUCAACAAAAUGAAAAGAAUCAGCUAUUCCAGACGUGUCAUCGUGAGCUACUAUAAACAAACGUUGUAUUUAGUUGUACAGUAAAAAGGUAAAAAAAAGCCAGUCACGUCCGACUCUAGGGCAUGGUGCCCAUCUCCAUUUCUUGGCCAGUGUUGCCCAAAGAUGUAGCCAACAUGGCUGUACAUCAAAGGCACACAAUGCUGGAAUCCUUCCCACCAAAGCGAUACCUAUUUAUCUACUUGCAUUUGCAUGCUUUCUAAUUGUUAGGUGGUCAGGAGUUGGCCAAGUAACACCUCAUUGGGCAAAGCUCAGGUCUCAAUCCUGGCUUGUCAGCUCUCCAGCUGUAUAAAAAUCUACCCCAUGCAGAGUAUCUGUUCCAAUUUGAACUGUGACUUUCAGAAAAUUGAUCUUCUGAAUUGUUUCAGAUUGAUCUGAUCUAGAUUUCUGAAUUUCUAUGGUCCCAAGAAAAUACCUGCCUUGCCUACGCAGUGAACUACUUCCAAAUUUGAGUUAAUCAUUGCUCAUUCAACUAUCGUAAGCAACAAACCAGUGUGUUUGUUUUAAAACAUUUCUUCCUGGUCUUUAUGACACUCCAAAGGUAACUGCCUCUGCUGUGAUCUAGCACAUAAUGUGAGAUGCUUCUAAAGUGCCUAUAUUGCUGAAGGAAGAGAUACUUAAUUUCAAAAUAUUUGAAUUCUGGCUGUUAAUAGUACCUGAAAUAAUCUGCAAUUCAUUGAAGGAUCAGCUAACCUAUAAGAAGUUUGGAUAAUAUAUUGCCCCAUGGUGCCGUAGAUACUUUCUGGUAUGAUAUUAUGAUUAUUAUUAUUCUAUUGCUUUGCAUGUGCAUUGAGAGCUUCUGCACCAGAGACAAAUUCCUUGUGUGUCUAAUCCUACUUGGCCAAAUAAAGCCUGUUCUGUUCUGCUUUGUUCUACUCUCUUCUGUUCUACUCUGCUCCGCUCCACUCCACUCCACUCUGUUCUACUGUGGUUAAUAGCACUCUGGUCAGUUUACAAUGUAAGCAUUAUUUGUGUAUUUUACCAACCUCAGAAGAAUGAAAGGCUGAGUCAACCUUAAACCCUGUUGAUACAUAUUAUCUCAGUAUCUGCAUGAAAAAAAGCCAAUAAAAUAUGCCUAAUUUGUACAUUUUUCACUUAUUCAGAUGUGUGAAUGACCUUUUCAGAAUGAAAUUUCCGCUGACUCAGAUUUUGAUCCUUGUCUUCUUAGUAUUGCUGUCCUUUCCAACAGCUGAAGGGCUGAUAUGUCAUCAGUGUUACUCAGUUAAAAGGGACAAUAAAUGUCGCAGACCAUCCACCUGCAAAGUGUCUACAAAACAGUUUUGCUUCAUUCAAAGAAACUCAAAAGGAGGACACAUUCAGAGAAUAAGUCAAGGCUGUACCUCUUACUGCCUAGAUACUAUUCAGUUCAGCAAUGCUUAUAUAAGAUAUACCUUUUGCUGCAAGACAGAUUACUGUAACAAAUAUAAUGUUUGGCAGUUUCUUUAACUUCAGUCUUGGCAGCCAUUCUGCUGCUGACAACUGAUAUGCAUCUUCCAAACAUUGACACAAAUAUAUAUACAAAUAUGGGUGGUGGAUGGAGACUUCCUAUUUCUUUAUAUGGGUUGAAGAACCCACUGGGAUGCGGCUUUACAGUAUAACAUUCCAGUAAGCUUUUCUGCUUUAGGGUUUUGUACAAAGGUCUACAGGUAGUUCUUGUUUAGUGACCACAACUGGGACUGGCUAUUUGGUUGUUAAGUAAAGUAGUUGUUAAGUGAACCUUAACUGUGCUUUCCAUCUGAUUUCAGUUUCUCUCUGUUUUACACACCCACCAAGGUCAUAGAAAAGAGGAUGUAUUUAUUUAUUUCAAUUUCUCUAGCCAUCCCCAUGUCAGUCAAUGACUCUGGGCGGCUUACAAUUCAAAAAAUAUGUUACAAUUAAAAGGCUAAAAACAAUUUAAAACAAUUAAAAAACAAUAAAAUUAUCCAAAAUUGGUAUACACAGCAGCAGAGAUACUUGAUUGGUUAGAAAUAAAGCCAGGAAACAGGGUUGUUGACACAUUCAACACUUUAGCCUCAGGGUGGAUUAGUUGCCAAGUUACUUCUUCAUCACUAACUGUGAAUAGUUGUUAAAUGAGGCAGUCACUAAAUGAGGAUUACCUGUAUUCACCAGAUCUAGAAUUAAGGGAAUGAGGGGAAAGGGGGAGGGAGAUGUAAUUUUCAGACAAAGUUAUACAAUAACCUUGGCAAAAUGUUAAAACUUUGCUGCUUUUGUUAAUAUCUCUCCUUUUGGGAGGUAGAUGAAGAAUUUUGACAGCCAAAGUGUCUUAUCUACCCAACAGCUACACAGAACUAUCACCAAAUCAUUCCAUGUUACAUCAGGACUGAUAUUUUCCUCCCUGUAAAAACUCUGAGGUAAAAAGUCAAAGAUGGUUUGGACCAGCAAUGGCAGAUUCUCCUCUAUGGCAUUUGUGGACAAGAAGAAGACAUUUUCAGGACAGGCUGUAUGUUGCUUUUACUUCUCUUGAAGAUCACCAAAACGAUACAGAUGUUUGUUGCACCUUAAAAAUCAAUUAUAUUUUGAAGGUAUAAGCCAGGGGUCUUCAAACUUGUGGACUUCAAUUUCCAGAAUUCCUCAGCCAGCCAUGAGUCAUAAAAGAGUCAUAAAAGAGCCAAGGUUGCCUACCCCUGACCUAAGUUAAUGACUGUUGGGUUAUAUUUGUUAUUAAAUUUUGCCUCCCAUUUUGCCACAAGGUGACUCUCAUUAUUUCCCAAUAAAACUGGUUUGGUAAAAAUACCAAAUCUUUUGAGUCUCUGUGUUGAUGUUAUUAUAUCUCCCUAGACCUCCGGAUUUAGAGUCAGCACUUCCUACUGACGGGUACCACAGUGUGUGCCUAUCACAACGUACCCAAAGUGGGAGAAUAAAAGAAGAAAACAGGCAAACUUUGGUCCUUCUAGUUCUAAUCAUUCAAAUCAUUAUGACCUUUCUGAGAUCUUUGUUUGCUGUAUUAGGAUUUUAUUGGAGAUUGACUCCGGAAGUUGCUAAAUGGGAAAAUCAGGUGAGGUAGCCAUGCAUCUGCCCUUGACUUGCAGAAUGUAUGAUAAUUUGCCAUUACCUGCACCAACUACAAAUCAGUCACCAGGUAAGUUGAAGAUCCCCCAAAUCACUGUGGCUCCCCCCAAAUCAUUGCAGCUUCUUUUGCCAUCCCAUUACAUUGUAGUCUGACGUUAUUACUACUAUUAUUUUCAGUUCACUGAAGUCACUGCUGUCUUGAAUGCAAGCAAAACCAAAGGAUGAUGAAUAGACAAGUGAAUUAUGCAUUCUGCAUGCUUUUCAUCAUAUCCACUGCAAAUGCCUUCUGGUGUUUCGAAUGUUCCAGGUCAACAUAUUUUAAGAAAUGUACUGGGCAAUAUGAAUUCUGUUGGGCUGGUGAAGGUACUGGGUGUUACAUCUACAACAUCUAUUAUGGAAAUGGCUUGCUCGCUUCUGAAGCUGGCUGCAUCAAAAACUGUGCCACUCAACAAUAUCCGAAACCUAGUGCUGGGUCUGAAAGGAUUUGUUGUUACACGGAUUAUUGCAACAUUUAGUUUUAUGGCUGGAAUCUUGAGGGAAAAAAGGACUGAGUAGCCUUGAACAACAGAAGCUGUAGUUUUAAGAUAUUCUGAACACUAAAAACUGUCAAUGGUACUUUGAAUAAUAAAUAAUUCCUUCUUCUCUCAUUUGUGUUUUGCUAGUAGUAAUGAAGUACUGUAUGUCUAGUCCAAUAAAAAAAGGACUAGGGGUAACAUGACAUCCGUCUUCCAAUAUUUGAGGGGCUAUUGCAGAGAAGAAGGAGCCAACUUAUUUUCUAAAGGACAAGAUGUAAAGGUGGAAGCUAAACAAGGAGAGAUCCCACCUAGAACAAAGGAGACAUUUCCUGACAGUGAGAAGAAUAAACUAGUGGGACUCUUUGCUUUCAGAAGUUGUCAUUAGGCACUUUCUGGAAUCUUCUUGUGCAGUAUUAGAACUUGACUAGAGAUUCAGAAGGAAAAGAACUGAAUACUGUAGAAAGGUAAGAUGAUACAGGAAUAAUAUGCAAUAUGUCAAUCAUUUUCCUUUCACGACGUGCAUGGUAUUGUUAGUGAGGCUGUCAAAGAUCAAUCCUUCAUCAAGUUUUGAGUUGAUUGUCUCAGGAAGUAUUGUCAGAAAGGUUAGCUAAACUUUUCUUGUGAUCUUGUUUCUUCUCUCAUUCACCUCACAAAAUUACAGAGUUCUUUAAAUGACCCAUCUAGGACACCUUGUGUUUUGAAAGAGCAACCACUGAUGAUGAAUACAUUUCUAAUCUAUGGGCCAUGGAUGGUCUUUCAUCUAUACUCAGCAAAUGCUAUUUGGUGUUUCCACUGUCUCAGGCCACUUUCAAAGGGGAUUUGCUCUCCGGAAAAUGAAUUAUGCUGGGCAGGAGAAGAAGCAGGUUGCUACACACUGAAACUCUACCUUUAGGAUCUUUCUUGAAGCAAUGGCCUUGGAAACCAGCUCUGCUACCAAUGAGAGUUUUUGCUCAGAAAAGCCUGUUUGUGUAAUCUGGGGAUGUCAGCUCAACAGGGAAAACCCAGUCUAUACAUUUGAAACUCCGGAAGAAUGGUCCUGUGAGCAGCAGUUAGCUCUAAGAACAAUCUGCCUUGGGGAAAACGCCAAGGAUGAAUUCAAUGUUGUAGAGAUCUUGCCGCCAAAGAGUAGCACUAAUUCUACUCCAGUGCGCAUUGCAACCUUGAAACUUUCUGUACUUCCGAUGGCUACUCUAGCAGGGCUUGAUUUGACUCCUCCCAUCACAUUUAGGCUAAAAUCAGGAUCUGGACCCAUAUACCUUGCUGGACAACAUGUAACAGUUGGCUUGCAAUGGAAUGGAGAUGAUCAGGAGAGAGAAUCGUCUUCUUCAUCACAGCAAAGUGCUGAGACGGAAAGCUCUUCCACGGAAGACUCACCUGUAAAACCUGUGAGACCCAGCAAGCGUGGGUCUUCCACCAAGAAGGAACAAGAGGUGCCUGUUCAGGAACCCAUUUCGAGAAAAAAAGCAAACAGAGGAAGGAAGCCUACUACCAAGGGAGAACUGCGGCUUUAAAUUCUUAUAGAAGGUGAAAUAGAUAUGGCUUCCUUGAAACCAUUUGAUAGAGAUAGAGACCCUUUUCAGAACCAAAGAGAUUCUCCAAAGAACGGGUUUCUUCCAGUAUUUUGUUUUCACAAGUCAUUCACUUAUUGGAUAUGGGCACUUCAUCCCUAAAGCAAAAACAGAUACCAUGAUACCUUGCUUUCAGACCUUUGCAUUUCUGUAAUUUAGAAGUUUUCUAACACAAAAUGAAUGGCUCUAAAAACAGUAGAUGCAGUGUGUGUAUGAUUUAGCAAUGCUCAAGCUCCAUUUUCAACAUCAAUAAGCCAUUAGAAAAUAAAAUAUGUAUCUUCCUCUACUUUUGCUUCUUCCAUUCAAUCUAAAUUUGGCCAGUCAGAUAAGUUGGCAAGAACUGAACGACAAAAUGGAAACAAUGCAAUGGAGAAGAAAGAAUGAUACAAACCAGUAGAGGUUUGGAAGAAGCACACAGAUCGAUGCAUGUGAAAAGGGAUGGAGAUAUGUCAUUAUGUUCUUGUAAGAGAAUUAAACAUUCACAUCAAUAUGGUUUGUGGCCUUUUUUUGAGGGGGGAGGAGCUCUGUGAAAGAUUAAUGUAAACAUUUUUAUGUGUUUGAGUGGAAAAAGUUAGACUUUCAGCCACAGCAGGAAUUAGGAUGAUAACAUAGGAGUAUGUUCUAGGGAUCCUAUGAACAUGAUUCGCCAUAUAUGAGUGAGAUGAGUUUCUUCCACACCAGGUAGACUGUAAAGGAAUAUUCCACCUCUUCCUGUUCAUCUUCUCCAUCCUGAUUAGGAGUCUGUCUUUGGUGAAGGGGAACACAGCAUAAAUAAUAAAAAGUGAAACCUUCAUAGCAUAUUUUAAAUGAUAAAAUCAGUCCCAGAAUGUCUGCAAACAUAAAUGUCCUUCUUGGAAAAGGAGUUUUUUAAGGUUUACCUUGGAGAAACCCAGGUGUCUUGACUUUGGUGGAAUAUGUAAAAAAGAUCAUAAGAACUCUGGUCAAAAUGAUUAUGGAUAUGUAUCAAAAUAGGUUGCAAGGAUGCUUCCAGGUAAUGCAAUUCCUAUGUGGCUUCUUGAAAAGGCAAUUGUGGUAUUUAAUGCCAACACUUAGGAGAGAAGUAAAAAUAAUACCAAAAUACAGGCUGUCCCAAGAUAGAUAUGACCCACAGGAACAAAAACACUACUUAUUAUUAAAUGCUUCUAAUAUCAGCCUAUGAUUGAGAACCACAGUUGAACAAUUAAAAUGGAUUCUUGUUAGUCUUUAUUCUGCAUUUAUAAUUCUAAUAAAAUUAUAUUUCAAAGAAUAUAAUCCUGCAAGAAUAAAUGGAUGUUUAAAUUUUAAAAUGGAACAGCAACCACAUUUUGAAGAAAGAUACCAAUGAAGGAGAAUAUUUGUAGCUCAAGGUUGAAAUGGCAGUCCAUGAAAUGGCAGUCUUUGAGUUUGGUUGUUUUCUUGCAGAUAUUUCCUUAUUCAAACUAAGUAACAUCAUCUGCACUGAUGCACUUAGUUGGGUAAUGAAAUGUCUGCAAGAAAACAGUCAAGCUCAGAGAGAACCAAGGACCCCUCAGAAGACAGAGAAUUUUUCUUAAAUAUGCUACUUUUUACCUCAGAUCGUUCAAAUGAUGUUAAUCGAGCAAUUUCAAGGCAUAUGUUUGGCCCAAGAUAGUCAUCAAUUGUUUUGAAAAUGGUUCAAGGGUAAUCAUAAGAUAGAAUUUUACCAAUAUGAAUACAACAUCUUUGAGCGAGUCUAAUUUCAAUGUAUUUUCCAGUUGAUUAAGAAAGUUUUCAUAAUGUCUUAAUCAAGCAUUCAGGUGUAGCAUACAAGGAGGCACAGAACAUACUGCACCAGGGCAUUGCUGAUUCUCGGUCAUAAGAUUUUUAUUGUAAUUUCGGAGUAUUUAUAACACCAUCUUCAAUGUCCAAAAAACUUACAUCCAUCUGUGACUUUGCUCAGAAAGUAUGUCUGUGUGAGUUGUAAUACUGACUUCAAUAACAGUUCAGGAUCAUCUUUAUCAAUAUCUAUCAAAGUUCCACCAAUUCUUCAACCUUAUUCAGAGCAACAAGUGCUGGAAGGAAAGAAAACAUGAGCAAGGUUUUGUGGUUCUCUAUUGCCAUCCUUCUCUGCUGUUCCUUGAGUGAGUAGCCAAACAAUAUUGAUGCAAAGAGUAUAUUUUGGGGGUCCUUUACUCAUUUCCUUCAUUUUGGUCAUUUAGUUGAACCGUAGACCAAGUGUCCCAUUGUUUGUCAGGGAAAAUAUAAUUUCUAAAGAAUGGUUUAUGUCCCAUAUUUUUAAUUGUCUGACAGUUGUAAUGUGACUUAACUGGUGGGAGGUUUCCACUCAAUUCUAUAGAUUAAAAAUGAGUAGAAAAAGUGGUGGAGAUCAACACUUUAAUUUAUGAUGAAUAAAAUCAGAAACGAAAGAACAAAAAAGCUUCAGAAAUAAAGUUGUGAGUCUAGAGUAAUCAAGCCCUGUUGGAAUCACCACAUAUUUUUUUUUUUUGGUGGAGACAUGCCCAUCAUGGCAAAAUACACAGUUCAAUAUUAUAGUUCCAUAAAGUAAAUCUGCUCAUGGGGAGCGAUUGUGUUUUUAAGUACACUGGGGUAAUCCGAUAUUUGCUACCCAGUUUAAAUAUCAGGGAAAUGAAUAUUCUUUAAUUCUGUAGCUAUAGAAAUUAAUUUUAUUGAUACAUCCUAAAUUUUGCUGCUUCUCUUUUCAACAGCUGAAGGUCUUACCUGUUAUAAAUGCAACAGAUUUAAGGUGGGAGUUGGCUGUAGGAGUGCACCUCAAACAACUUGUAUUGCUGAACCAGGUCAAAAGUGUAAAAUUAUAAACACUUUUUUAGGUAUGUAUG
This is a messenger RNA of Crotalus tigris (Tiger rattlesnake), 8279 nucleotides long. RefSeq names its product nucleoplasmin-like. The record is from RefSeq and is a predicted model, not a curated record. The coding region runs from base 4825 to 5427 and encodes 200 amino acids. Gene Ontology annotation, molecular function: histone binding; chromatin binding; RNA binding. The transcript is spliced from 13 exons. Gene Ontology annotation, biological process: positive regulation of DNA replication; chromatin remodeling. Gene Ontology annotation, cellular component: nucleoplasm; cytoplasm; nucleolus. NCBI's taxonomy places the organism in Eukaryota, Metazoa, Chordata, Lepidosauria, Squamata, Viperidae.